Phasianus colchicus (ring-necked pheasant) is the source of this 4425-nucleotide messenger RNA. RefSeq names its product baculoviral IAP repeat containing 2 (gene BIRC2). Gene Ontology annotation, molecular function: ubiquitin protein ligase activity; cysteine-type endopeptidase inhibitor activity involved in apoptotic process. Lineage: Eukaryota; Metazoa; Chordata; Aves; Galliformes; Phasianidae. The record is from RefSeq and is a predicted model, not a curated record. Gene Ontology annotation, biological process: positive regulation of protein ubiquitination; negative regulation of apoptotic process; regulation of cell cycle. Gene Ontology annotation, cellular component: cytoplasm; nucleus.
CCCCGGGCCGGGGGCCGCACCUCAGCGCAUAUAGAGCGCGGCCGCCCGUCCGCCGGGAGCAGCCAGCGGAAGCCGCGGCGGAAGGCUGUUUUGUUCUGCACAAAAGCACUGAUUGAAAUUAUAAACACUUACAGUUUUUCCUUGUGAGCAGUCAGUACCAGGAUGGAGGCGUAGGCACCUCAAACGGGACUUAAGUCUGGACUCUGGGAGGUAGUUCUGUGCACAAAUAAAGAAACUAAGGUGCUUUCUCCUUUUACCCGAGGGUUCUGUUUGCUUUAUAAACAUGGCAUACAGAAAAACCUUAAUUUAUCACUAUAAGGUUUCGUUAUGUCCCAACGCAAAGCAAUUUACUUAUGUUAAAGGUGAUAACUGCAUACUUGUAACUAAGGCACCAGGUUAAAACUGAAACACGUUGUUCAUUCUGUGCUGUUACCGAUAGAAGAGCCUGGGGCUGUUCCAGGCUCGUUAGUUAAGACAACUCAUCCUUGUCAGAGGCAGUGUGUAGGAUUUAUUACAUCUCAUAGCUGAGCUUUAAUAUAAGUGAAGUUGAGUGUAAACUGACUUCUGAAGUCUUAGCAGUUCUUACAACAAUAUUCACGUGUCAAGGGUGUUUUUGGCAGUUCAGCAGUAGCAAAUAGACUAGAUCAAUUCAGUGGGCUGUUUUGAGAUUCCUGAUGAGUUUUGUAAACUGAAAUUUUGUCUUUGUAUAGUUGAUCAGCUGCCUGGGGUGAAAUAGUUUUUAAAUCACUUGGCAGUAUUUUAAACUGGGAAAUACAGCGUGUCCUCCACCCACCAUUUUAGUUUCUUUAUUAACAAAAGGAUUUUGAUAAACCCAUUUGAGGCUUUCCCCUUAGGGCCCCAACCCCACCCACCUGAGCAGUACUGCUCUCCCAGGUGCACAGCACAGGGAAAGCACAUGAUGUGACUGUGUAGCACGACGGAAAGUCCUCUUUGACAUACCUGUGUUUGUCAAUGGGAUGGAUCAGCUUUCGCACAGAAAGCAGUUGUGCAGACACAAGUAUGAGAACUUGGCAAAUGUUUUAAGUCUGAUAGUCGCAUGACUGAUUCUGUUCAUACAUGCAUUCAAAGUUAUACAUAAAUAUUUCAUUUCCAGGUUCUUAAUUUGUACUUGCAAGGGUUAUUCAGAAUUGCCUUUAGUGCACACAACUACCUCCCAGAGGAAGACUUGUCCCAUUUUUUCCAACAACAGUUCAUUAUGAACAUAAUGGAUAGUAGCCCUUUGUUGGCAAGUGUGAUGAAGCAGAAUGCUCAGUCUGGAGAACUGAAGUACGACUUAUCUUGUGAGCUCUACAGAAUGUCAACGUUUUCUACUUUUCCUGUUAAUGUACCAGUGUCAGAACGAAGGCUUGCCCGGGCUGGGUUUUAUUACACUGGUGUCCAAGAUAAAGUUAAAUGCUUCAGUUGUGGCUUAGUGUUGGACAACUGGCAGCCAGGAGAUAACGCUAUGGAGAAGCAUAAACAGGUGUAUCCUAGCUGCAGUUUUGUUCAAAACAUGCUAUCAUUUAACAACCUUGGACUGUCCACUCAUUCUGCCUUUUCUCCUCUGGUCACGAGCAAUCUCUCACCAUCUCUACGUUCCAUGACACUUUCUCCAAGCUUUGAACAAGUUGGCUAUUUCAGUGGCUCUUUUUCCAGUUUUCCUCAAGACCCAAUUACUACUAGGGCUGCCGAAGACCUCUCACACUUAACAUCUAAGCUUCACAACCCUUCCAUGAGUACAGAAGAAGCUAGGCUGCGCACGUUCCAUUCAUGGCCCCUGAUGUUUCUCUCGCCCACCGAUCUGGCAAAAGCUGGACUUUAUUACUUGGGGACAGCAGACAAAGUUGCAUGUUUCACCUGUGGUGGUCAGUUGAGUAACUGGGAGCCAAAAGACAAUGCCAUGUCAGAGCACCGGAGGCAUUUUCCCAACUGCCCCUUUGUGGAAAACAUCAUGCGAGACCAACCAAGUUUCAAUGUUUCCAAUGUGACCAUGCAAACCCAUGAAGCCCGUGUUAAAACGUUCAUUAAUUGGCCAACUCGGAUUCCAGUUCAGCCUGAACAGCUUGCAGAUGCUGGUUUUUACUAUGUAGGCCGCAACGAUGAUGUCAAGUGUUUUUGCUGUGAUGGUGGGUUAAGGUGCUGGGAAUCUGGAGAUGAUCCAUGGAUUGAGCAUGCAAAGUGGUUUCCAAGGUGUGAGUAUCUGCUUCGUGUGAAAGGAGGAGAGUUUGUAAGUCAAGUUCAGGCCAGGUUUCCUCAUCUUCUUGAACAGCUCCUGUCAACUUCUGAUACACCCGUAGAUGAAAACAUGGAUCCAAUUAUUCAUUUUGAACCUGGAGAGAGUCCUUCAGAAGAUGCAAUCAUGAUGAACACUCCUGUAGUUAAAGCUGCCUUGGAGAUGGGAUUCAGUAGGCGUCUAGUAAAGCAAACAGUGCAAAGUAAAAUCCUGGCCACUGAAGAAAACUAUAAGACUGUUAAUGAUCUUGUGUCUGAUCUACUCACUGCUGAAGAUGAGAAGAGGGAGGAAGAGAAAGAGAGACAGUUUGAAGAAGUGGCCUCAGAUGAUUUGUCCUUAAUCCGGAAGAAUCGGAUGGCUUUAUUCCAGCGUUUAACCUCUAUACUUCCAAUCCUUGGGAGUUUACUUUCAGCUAAUGUGAUAACAGAACUUGAGCAUGAUGUCAUUAAGCAAAAGACUCAGACACCAUUGCAAGCAAGAGAACUGAUCGAUACAGUUCUAGUGAAAGGCAAUGCAGCAGCCAGCAUAUUCAGAAACUGUCUAAAAGAUUGUGACCCUGUACUUUACAAAGACUUAUUUGUGGAGAAGAGCAUGAAGUAUGUUCCCACAGAAGAUGUAUCAGGUUUACCUAUGGAAGAACAACUAAGGAGAUUGCAAGAAGAAAGAACGUGUAAAGUUUGCAUGGACAAAGAAGUUUCUAUUGUUUUUAUUCCAUGUGGGCACUUAGUGGUAUGCAAAGAAUGUGCACCAUCCCUUAGAAAAUGCCCUAUUUGCAGGGGAACAAUAAAGGGUACAGUUCGUACAUUUCUUUCGUAAGGAGGGAAACUUGCAAAAUAUUUUUGCCCAACAGAUGACAGAAACAUUCAUGCUCAAACCAGCAAUGUCUUCAGAAUGGGAAAAUUGUGUUAUAGAAGAUGAUUAAUCAGCUGUCUAACACAGUUGUGUAACAGUGGAGUGAAUCAACAUAAUGAAUAUUUUGGGUCUUGCUUGCCAAAGAAAACUUCUAUUUAUAACACUAACUUGGUACUAAGAUAAUGUUUCCUUUCUAAGGAAAGUAGUUCCAUUAGUAUGCUGUUAUCUGAAUAAUAAAACAAAACCCCUCUGGUCAAGUUUCUCAAAUUGAGCUUUGCAUAACUCUUCAUCAUGCAUUUAUUCCUUGAUGUGUGGUGGGCUAACCUUGCCCUCUCAUUUCUUAACAAGGUGGGGCAAGAAGAUAGGAUAGAAAAGCAUAUGGGUCAGGAUAAUGAGUGGGAGAUGGCUCAAGAAUCUCUGUCAUAGUCAAAAUAGACUUGAUGGGGUGCGGGUGAAUUUAAUUUACUGAUAGUUCUCACUAUCCCACUAUUACUAGAACAGACCACCUUUUCCCCCCAGCUCUGCUGCCUUCUUAGGCUCAACUUUACUCCUAAUUCUUCUGCCUCCUCCCUGCCCACAAUGUGGUUUUUAUUCAUGCCUGCUGCUUCAGAAGACACCAGUAUAGAACUGCUCUUACAGGAACAGACUGCUCUGGUGUGGGUCUGCCCCAUGUGUGCAGUCCUUGCCAGAAAGCCUGCUCUAUGGGGGGUUGCUCUCCAGAAACACAGUUCCUGGUAGGAGCCUGCUUCUGCAGGAGCUUCAUAUCCACCUGCUGGCAGAGCAUCCUCUGUAAGCUCUAAGUUGGAUAUCUGCUCUGCUGUGAUCCUCUAUGGGCUACAGGGGGGCAACCUGCUCCAGGGCAGUCUGCUCUGGUGCCAGGAGCUGCUCUUGCUCUCCUCCUGCAUUGACCUUGGUGGCUGCAGGGCUCCCAGCUGCAGUUGUGUAGAGAUAUUUACUAUUUCUUAAAUCUGCUAUCAGAUGUAACCAGCAUUGCUCACUGGAUUGUUUUUGGCCAGCCAUGAGUCCCUGUUGGAACUGGUUAAGUCUGCCAGGCUGUGGUCUGUUCUCACAGAGGCCAUCCCUAUAAGCACCCUCUGCCUCCAACAUCUUUCCAUGUAAAGUCAGUAUAGGAUGUGAGGAAACAAGAGGGAUUUUCUUUGAUAGUGAAUUUCAGCUACUGUUCUUGUUCUGUUUUGGUUUUCUUGUAGAUGGGGGGGAGAAAAUAGACUAACUGUUGAAGGAAAAGCAAGACUUUUUAAAGUUUUUGAUUGUGUUUAGAUAUGUGUAAUGUAUAUUAAUAACAAUUUAUAUGAAGAAUUAAAAUAUUUUUACUUAGCAAA